CGACCGGAGACGCGCACCCGGGGGAGCGAGCACAAACUCAGGGGCACCAGCCCGGAUGCGGAGAGCUGCGCAUGCGCGGAGACAGGCUGGAGCCGCGCUUCCCCAGGCGGGGUUUGGCUUUCACCCCUGGAACCGCCCUGCCCCGUCACCCCGCAGUUUUCUGCACCGUGCGGGUCACGACUGCGCCCGCAGGGUCUGCACUCGCGCUGGCGGGAAGGCGAAGCGGCGGAUAGCAGAUUAUGGACAAUAGUACUUUUAAUUAAUCUGUGAUCAUCAUGGCUAAUGAAGGCUGUUCCAGGGCUGUUGAUAGUCCAUUUUCGUCAGAUAAACAUGCCCAAUUCAUCUUGGCCCAGAUAAAUAAAAUGAGAAAUGGACAGUAUUUCUGUGAUGUGCAGCUGCAAGUUGGGAAGGAAACUUUUAAUGUUCAUCGGCUGGUCUUGGCUGCCAGUAGUCCAUACUUUGCAGCUUUGUUUACUGGAGGAAUGAAAGAAUCCUCAAAAGAUGUUGUACAGAUUCUAGGAAUUGAAGCUGGAAUCUUUCGGUUACUUCUAGAUUUCAUUUACACAGGUAUAGUGAAUAUAGCUGUGAAUAAUGUUCAGGAGUUGAUUGUUGCAGCGGACAUGCUACAAUUGACUGAAGUUGUUAAUCUUUGUUGUGAAUUUCUGAAAAGACAAAUUGAUCCACUGAACUGCAUUGGGAUCUUUCAGUUCUCUGAACAGAUUGCCUGCCAUGAUCUUUUAGAAUUCACAGAAAACUACAUUCAUGUCCAUUUCUUGGAAGUUCAUAGUGGGGAAGAGUUCCUGGCACUUACAAAAGAUCAGCUAAUCAGAAUUUUACGAAGUGAAGAGCUUAGCAUUGAGGAUGAAUACCAGGUUUUCUUAGCUGCAAUGCAGUGGAUUCUGAAAGAUCUGGGAAAGAGAAGAAAACAUGUGGUAGAAGUGCUUGACCCAAUUCGAUUCCCUUUAUUACCUCCUCAGAGGCUUUUAAAGUAUAUUGAAGGAGUAUCUGAUUUUAAUCUUCAUGUUGCAUUGCAAACACUUUUGAAAGAGUACUGUGAAGUGUCCAAAUCUCCAAAAGAGAAUAAAUUUUGUAGUUUUCUGCAGACAUCUAAAGUUCGACCUCGGAAGAAAGCAAGAAAGUACCUCUAUGCAGUAGGUGGAUAUACUCGGUUGCAGGGGGGCCGUUGGAGUGAUAGCAGAGCCCUCAGCUGCGUAGAACGUUUUGAUACCUUUAGCCAGUACUGGACCACUGUGUCUUCACUUCAUCAGGCUCGAUGUGGAUUGGGAGUAGCAGUGUUGGGAGGGAUGGUCUAUGCUAUUGGAGGUGAAAAGGAUUCGAUGAUUUUUGACUGUACUGAAUGCUAUGACCCAGUUACUAAACAGUGGACAACUGUAGCUUCAAUGAACCAUCCCCGCUGUGGCUUGGGAGUGUGUGUGUGUUAUGGGGCUAUCUAUGCUUUGGGUGGAUGGGUUGGAGCUGAGAUAGGAAACACAAUUGAACGAUUUGAUCCUGAUGAAAAUAAAUGGGAAGUAGUUGGCAACAUGGGUGUGUCACGCUACUAUUUUGGGUGCUGUGAAAUGCAAGGUUUAAUUUAUGUAAUUGGGGGAAUCAGCAAUGAAGGAAUAGAGCUUCGUUCUUUCGAAGUUUAUGAUCCGCUUUCUAAGCGUUGGUCUCCACUUCCUCCAAUGGGAACCAGGAGAGCUUAUCUUGGGGUGACUGCACUCAAUGACUCCAUCUAUGCUAUUGGAGGCUGGAAUGAGACUCAGGAUGCUCUUCAUACUGUGGAAAAAUAUUCCUUUGAAGAGGAAAAGUGGGUUGAAGUUGCCUCAAUGAAAGUGCCUCGAGCGGGCAUGUGUGUUGUGGCAGUCAACGGUCUUCUGUAUAUUGCUGGAGGCCGAUCUUCUAGCCAUGAUUUCUUGGCCCCAGGUACCUUGGACUCAGUUGAAGUUUAUAACCCUCAUUCAGAUACAUGGACUGAAAUUGGUAACAUGAUCACUAGUCGUUGUGAAGGGGGUGUUGCUGUACUAUGAAAGACAAAGCAUAAGAGCACAAGGAACAUAUUGUAAAUGUAGGAUCUGACCUUUUGCAAAUCAAACAUAUAGGUAUUUGAUGAUAGGUCCCUCUGAUUCUAUAGGUAGAUAAGUGAAUAAAGAGUAAUCUUUUUAAAAACUGAGAAAGGAAAUAGAAUAUAUUCUCAAUUAAGAAAGAGCUCACAUAAAUUUGCCACACUUCCCACAGAAAUGCUGUUUAUACUCUAGAAAAUUUUCCAGUUAAACCUAGAGUCCUAAUUGUAAAAAUUUGCUAGAAGCUUCUGGGAAAAUAGUCCCUUUGGCUGUUUUCUCAGUGUACUUCAAAUUGUAACUUACCCUAUAUAUGAUGUAGAAAUAAUGUCCAUGAAACAGUUUAAAGACUCCUGUACAUUCAUGAUUCAAUCCCAGCACCAUUUUUCAUGGCCAUAGUUUAACCUGCAAAGAAAAGGCAGUGAAAUAACUUCAUACUUUGAUUUGAUAGCAGGAGUUUUCACCAGCCUCGUUUUAUUGGCAACAGACAUACUCAGAGGAGCGUAUGGGAAGUAUCUGGCUAUUUAAAUUGUUGUUUUGGGGGUUUUUUGAUACCGGGGAUUGAACUCAGGACUUUGCGUUUGUGAGACAGGUGGUGGUGGCACCACUGAGCUAAAUCCCCUAAAAUUUUCUGUUGAUAGCCUAAGAAAAGCUUUUGCUUGCUCAUAUUUUUUGUUCUGAUUCUGAAAAUGCAAGUAAGGAUUAAUAGUUUCUUGGUGACAGUCCUUGGUUGAAAUAGGAUGUUGUAAUGGGUGAUAGAGCCCAGCAAGAUAGUAUUAUGCACCUAGAAAUUGCUUCCUUAGUUUAUAUGUAGUCACAAAUAUUACCUCUUUGGUGCAAUCUCAGUACUUGGGAAGCUGAGGCAGGAGGAUCACUAGUUCAAGGCCAGCCUGGGCUACAUAAAAAGAUCCUGAUUCAAAAAAAAAAAAAGGUUGGCUUUAGGAAGAGGGACUUUUAUUAGAUUAUCAAGCUUCGUGAAAUUUACUUGGGCAAGUCUAAGUAUGAGCUUACUGCAAACCUACUGCUUGGCUUGGAGAAGGCUAAAUUAUUGGUACCAUUUGAGUAUCCCUAAUCUGAAAUCUGAAACUUUAAAUGCCGACAUGAUGCUCAAAACGUUUUGGAUUUCGGCCAGGCGUGGUGGGGCAUGCCUGUAAACCCAGCAUUCAGGAGGCAGAGGCAGCCUAUGAGUUCAAGGCCAGAUUGGGCUAUAAAGUAAAUUCAGGGUCAGCCUGAACUACAAAGGGAGACUUUAUCUCAGGAAAAAAAAGCUGUGGAUUUCAGAUUUUCAGAAUAGAAAGUCUACACAAAUAUUCCAAAAUCUGAGAAGCUCAAGAUCUGUAACACAUCUGGUCCCAAGCAUUUCAGAUAAGGAAUACUCAGCCUGUUCCUAUGAAACUUUUUAUAGACAGCUCAUAAAUUGAAAACCACUUCUGAUCCAAAACUGGUUCUCAAAAAUUUUCCUUUCCUUCUGAAAAGCAUUCUAAAGAAUUUUCUGUUCAGUUCUGAAGACUCAUCGUGUAUAUGAUCAUUGCUUUUAUUUCUGGUUUUUUUUGUUGUUGUUAGUAUUGGGGAUCAAACAUGGGACCUUUCACUUGUGAGGCAGGCGGCAGAACCAUUGAGCUAAAUCCCCGGCCCCAUUCUUCCAUUUCUAAUAGCCAGACAGAACCAUAUGUGUUAAGGGGUUUGCAUACAUUAAGGUUUAACUAGCUGACUCAAGGAUUUGAUUUCCCAAGACUUUACAAAAGUCUCAGUAUAUUGCUAGAAGCGUCAACUUAUUUAGAUAGAAAACAUUUGGUCAGCAUUAAAGACUAAGUGAUUAAUCAUUUCCAAAAAUGUUUGUUCCACAAGGAUAUUAUAUAUAUGGAAAUGCUUAUGUAGCACAGAGAGAAAGUUGGGUCCCUUAUGGGGUAUUCUGAAAGUCUAAAGGGGCACAAAUGCCUGGCUGGAAUCUGUAAGAUAUCAAAGAUGGAAUAUCAAGAAAAUUUGUGAAUUUUUUUUCGUAUUGGGAAUUGAACUCAGGACAUUGUGCUUGCAAUGCAACUCAUAUGCCUUUAAUUUUUCUAGUUACAGAGAAUCUGCCCUAUGAUUCAUAGUGCAAUUUAGUUCUUAUUACACCUCGUACAAUUUAAAAUGGCAUGAUAAAGAGAAAUGUUUUAUAUUGCCUUGGCAGAAAUGUAAUGUCAGGAGUGUUUGGGUUUAACAGGGCCAGAAGAUCCUUAAAAAUAGUUAAUUGUAAAUAUGCUUAUUACUUUCUAGGUAAUGAGAUUAUUUUUAAAAGAAUGUGUGAAUAAAGUAUCUAGCUUUUUUCUUUUCAUUGUAUUAGUUUAUUAGUAAUAUUCCUGAAUUACUACACUGUGGUGGGUUGGAUUACAGAAGCUUAUUAAUUUCUGGGCUGUACACAUUAGUUUUACAUUUAAUUGCCCUUUUUUGAGAGAUAAUUAAUGUGAUCGUCCUCCAAAAUGUUUGACAACUCAUUAUGCUUCGAAAUAUCCUGUCCCGUCAGUCAUGGUGGUGCACACCUGUAAUCCCAGCAUUUGGGAGAGGGUGAAGCAGGAUUGCUGUUUGAGGCCAUCCUGAAAUACAUAGCAGCAAGAUCCUAUCUUAAAUAUCCUGCCUAGUCUGGGCCUGGUAGCACAUACUUAUUGUCCCAGCUACUCAGGAGGCUUAGGCAGGAUCACUUGAGGCUAAUAGUUUAUAGUUCAAGGCUAGUUUAGGCAGUAUAGCCAGACUGUAUCAGAGGGUUAAAAGAAGGAAAAACAUUUAGUUAAAAAAAAAAAAAUAGCUGGUGUGGUGACAUAUAUUCAGCACUCUGGGAGGCUGCUGAUACAGCACACUAUGAAGUCCCUGGGUUCAAUCUCCAGUACCAAAAACAAACAAAAUGCCUAAUAUAGUUAAUAAAAUGUACUUUAAAAUCAGUAUUACAGAAUAUACUAUGACUUACUUGCUCUUCUGGGAGAUGAUACAUGUAAUUGAAAUUAGGAAAAAGUUUGACGUUUGUACAAUACUCAUCAAUUUAGAAGAAAUGAUGUUUCCUCAUCAAAACACUCUGACUAGAAUCUGAGGAUGAUCUAAAGAGCUUUCCUUCCACAUCAGCCUGCACUAUUGUAUAUAUUAAUAAAGAUCUGUGCUUCUCAGUAA
Molecule: messenger RNA, 5198 nt
Organism: Heterocephalus glaber (naked mole-rat)
Lineage: Eukaryota; Metazoa; Chordata; Mammalia; Rodentia; Bathyergidae
Gene: Ipp
Product: intracisternal A particle-promoted polypeptide
Molecular function (GO): actin binding
Source: RefSeq, a predicted model, not a curated record